AUGAAGAUGUCUGUAAAUUUGAAAUUCAGGACAGUCACUGGCAAUUUCAUCAAGGGGUUGUCAGGUCAUCGUUGUUUGAGGAUUGAACCAUAUUCUUUAUUCAGAUGGAAUUCAAAGAUUACAGACAUGUUUAAAAUAGGUGAUGUUAAGAGUGCACAGAAGGUGUUCGAUGAAAUGCCGCUGAAGAAUGUGGUAACUUGGAACUGUAUGAUUUCCGGGUACAUUGAAAACGGGAUGGUUUGUGAAGCUAAGGACGUCUUCGAUUCGAUGCCGGUAAGAAAUGUCGUUUCUUGGACUUCGAUGUUGAGUGGAUAUGCAAAGAAUGGGCAGCUGGAAGAGGCAAGGAGGUUGUUCGAAACGGCGACGAACAAGAAUGUAGCAUGUUGGAACUCUAUGGUUUCGGCGUAUUUGAGAAAUGGAAAGAUCGAAGAAGCUCGGGUGCUGUUCGAUGCAAUGCCGUUGAAGAACGACAUUUCUUGCGCAAUGAUGAUCAAAGGAUAUUUCAAAUGUGGCGCGGUGGAUGAGGCCGAGGCUUUGUUUGACAAAGCUUCGACCCGGGAUUUGUUGCUUUGGAACUCUAUGUUGGCCGGGUAUUGCGAAGCUAAGAACGUCGAAAAGGCGUUCGGUUUGUUCCGUAGAAUGUUGAAGCGCGAUGUGUCUUCGUGGACUUGUAUGAUGAAUGGUUUUAUAAAAGUCGGGGAGGUCGAGCGAGGUAGAAGAUUGUUCGAUGAAAUGCCGGUAAAGGACACGGUAGCUUGGACCGUGAUGAUCAACGGUUACUUGGAUCGGGGAAGGAUCGAGCCAGCCAAAGAACUAUUCGAUCAAAUGCCCAAAAAGGAUAUCGUCGCGUGGAACUCAAUGCUCCGCGGCUAUGUUCAUAACGGAAGACUCGACGAAGGUUUCGAGUUCUUUACGCGAAUGCCAAAGAGAAGCAUAGUUUCUUGGAACCUAAUGUUGUUAGGAUAUCUACAUCAGGAGGAUACAGUUAAAGCGCGCAAUUUUUUCGAUCGAAUGCCCAAAAAAGAUGAAACCUCAUGGAACACUAUGAUCUCGGGUCAUCGCAACGAAGAGGCGUUGGUUUUGUACGUGGAGAUGUUGUCGAACGGGUUCAGGCCCAAUCAGGGGACGCUAACGGCUGUAAUAACCAUCUGCGGCGUUCUUGCAGCGCAGAGUUGGGGUAAAGCGAUGCACGUUUUUAUCAUCAAGACGGGGCACGAGAGCGACGGCAUGGGGAUGAGCUCGUUGAUAUCGAUGUAUUCCAAAUGUGGCUUCAUAGACGAUGCAUCGUCGGUAUUUCAAUCGAUGCCAAAGCGCGACACUGUGGCGUGGAACGCCAUGAUCGUCGCGCGAGCUCAUCACUACUCCGCAAGGGAAGCCCUGCGUCUAUUUCGCUCGAUGAUCGAUUCCGGAUGCCAACCCGACCACGCCACUUUCUUGAUCCUCUUGACGGCGUGCGCUCAUUCAGGUCUAGUCGUCGACGGCUGGAAACAUCUCGAGUUAAUGAAGAGAUGGGAUAUGGUUCCGAAACCUGAACACUGCGCAGCCAUGGUCGAUCUUCUCGGUAGAUUGGGGUUGUUUGUCGAAGCCGCUGAAUUAGCCAACAAGUUGCCUUCGGAUAUUCCUGUAUACGCGUGGGAAUCGUUGCUUAGCGCCUGCAACAUACACGGGAACUACGAAGUUCAUAAUCUAGUCGCGGAAAAACUCUCAGGAAAUCGACCAUUGGAAGUUGAGAUGUCGGUGCUUCAAUCGAAUCUCUACGCUGCACGCAAGAUGUGGAAGGCGGCAGCGCAGAUACGAGCAAAACUCAGAGAUAAUCGAUCGAAGAAAGAAGUCGGAUGUAGCUGGAUUGAGGUAAACGGGAGCGUAUCGUGCUUCUCUUACAACGAUAAGUCGCAUAUGAGAAGCGAAGAAAUAUGUGUAGAGUUGGAAAGGCUUUCGAUACUCAUUGAGGAGGUACUAAGCUCAUAA
Molecule: messenger RNA, 1968 nt
Organism: Andrographis paniculata
Lineage: Eukaryota; Viridiplantae; Streptophyta; Magnoliopsida; Lamiales; Acanthaceae
Product: pentatricopeptide repeat-containing protein At4g02750-like
Exons: 1
Coding region: 1-1968 (655 amino acids)
Biological process (GO): RNA modification
Molecular function (GO): RNA binding; protein binding
Source: RefSeq, a predicted model, not a curated record